Messenger RNA from Lycium ferocissimum, 2236 nucleotides. Its product is annotated as single-strand DNA endonuclease 1. Gene Ontology annotation, molecular function: 5'-flap endonuclease activity. Bases 182 to 1981 code for a protein of 599 amino acids. The record is from RefSeq and is a predicted model, not a curated record. The transcript is spliced from 14 exons. NCBI's taxonomy places the organism in Eukaryota, Viridiplantae, Streptophyta, Magnoliopsida, Solanales, Solanaceae.
ACUUUCAAGUAUGUAGUAGCUGUUAAACAGCCCCUCUAAAUUGUGAAAGUAGCGGAAAUAGUAACAAAUCAAAAUUCAAAAACAACGGUUAUAUAUCUCAUAAAUCAACACCACUGGGACUAUCUUGGACUAUGCUCGUUUUUCUUAGAAAUUGUUGAGCAAGAAGUGUAUAAGGAACAAUAUGGGUGUAAAGAACCUUUGGGAUAUCUUAGAAUCUUGCAAGAAAACUCUUCCUCUUCAUCAUCUGCAGAACAAGAGGGUAUGUAUAGAUCUUUCUUGCUGGAUAGUUCAACUUCAAAUGGUAAAUAAAUCCCAUUGUGCUAUGAAGGAGAAGCUUUAUCUUAGGGGUCUUUUCCACCGCCUUAGAGCUCUCAUUGCUUUGAAUUGUAGCCUCAUCUUUGUCACUGAUGGAGCCAUUCCUGCUAUCAAAUCAUCUACUUAUAGAAGGCGACUAAAUCCUGGAAAUGUGCUUACUCAAGAUGAGGCGAUUAAACCGUCAUCAAUACGAAGAAACACAGGAUCUGAAUUUUCACGCAUGAUAAAAGAGGCUAAAGUUCUUGGAAAUGCACUUGGAAUUCCGUGUUUAGAUGGGAUUGAGGAGGGUGAAGCUCAAUGCGCAUUAUUAAACUCUGAAUCAUUCUGUGAUGGAUGUUUCACAUCAGAUUCUGAUGCCUUCUUAUUUGGAGCAAGGACAGUGUAUAGAGAUAUUUGCCUAGGGGAUGGCGGGUAUCUUGUUUGCUAUGAAAUGGAUGAUAUUGAGAGAAAGCUCGGACUCGGAAGGAACUCGUUGAUAACGCUGGCAGUAAUUCUUGGCGGUGAUUACUCUGAAGGAGUUUAUGGGCUUGGUCGGGAGUCAGCUUGCCAGAUUGUUAAAUCAAUUGGUGAUAGUGCUAUUCUUCAAUGGAUUGCAUCAGAAGGAUUUUCGUUUGUAAUGAAGAAAAAAGGUUCUAAGAGACAGACUGAAGAUGACAAUUGCAAUGGUAGAGAAAAUGCUGCAGAGUAUAAAAAUCCUAAUGGAAGCAAAUGCCCUUCACAAAUGAAAAGUCAGGUGUUGCAAGUAUUAGAUGCAUAUCUGAGACCAAAGUGCCAUUCAGUGGACUCUGAUGCUGUACGAAGGAUUCUUGCAUUGUAUCCGUAUAGCCGCAGCCAGCUUCGGCAAAUAUGCUCUGAUUUUUUUGAUUGGCCUCCUGAGAAGACAGAUGAGUAUAUCCUUCCUAAGAUUGCUGAAAGGGAAUUGCGGAGAUUCGCCAACUUGCGGUGCACUGCAUCGCAACUGGGAGUCCAGCUUCCAUUAGAUGAGAUGCCAAUAAAGUGUCCUUUAUCUAGAAUUAUCAAGCCGAGGAAAGUUCAAGGAGUGGAUAGCUUUGAGGUGUCUUGGGAAGAAAUGGAUGGACUUGAAACCUCUAUAGUACCAGCUGAUCUCGUUCAGAGGGCUUGUCUGGAAAGGAUUUUGGAGUUCCAAGAAAGACGAGCUCAAGGAAAGAAAAGAAACACAAAUAGAUCAAGACGCAGGAAACAAGAAAAAACACAGGUGUUGGGUCAAAUUGAUCAAAAGCUCCAUGACCUCUUGCUUGAGGUUGACCGAGAAUGCUCUGUCACUGAUACGACCACUUUUUUGUGUGGAUCAGUAACAGAGGAUGAUGAAAACAUUGCUCAAAUUCAGUUGGUAGAUCCAGGUAUACAGUACCAUAAUACAUGGAAUAGCUACAGUGUCAAGGAGGGUGAUUUUAUUUCUGGGAGCGCCAGUUGCCAAGAGAGCGACAUUUUAUCAGCUUCAUCUGAAGAUGAAGUAAUUGAUCUCACAAGUCCUCCACCACUGCCGCGUGCUUCUGGUAACUCCAAACACCAAGAGGACAACGUUCAAUGCAUGGAUGUGAUAGAGCUUAGUGAUUCAGAAAAUGACAUAUUCUCCCCUGAACAUAUACGGAGAGCCAGAGAACUGAGAACGUUCAUUGCAGGAAUUAAGGACAACACCUACUGAAUGUAACAUGGAUGUUUUUCCAGUGUAAUGUGUGUAUAUGUAUAUUUAUUCACAUAUUUAUCAUAAGUUGCCCAUCUCUGGCAAUUGGUCGCGUGAUGUCAACUUGUGAUGGAUGUUUUUUCUUGCUUGCUCUUCAAGACGAGCAACCUGUAGCCUUAGAAUAUCUUCAAAUUAAGGACAUGCUGACUGUACACUCUGUUUCUCCCCCUUGUAUUUGUUUUAUUGAAAAAGAAAACAAGAACCUUUCUUCCCUCA